Molecule: messenger RNA, 357 nt
Organism: Mycotypha africana
Lineage: Eukaryota; Fungi; Mucoromycota; Mucoromycetes; Mucorales; Mycotyphaceae
Exons: 5
Coding region: 1-357 (118 amino acids)
Biological process (GO): protein ubiquitination; ubiquitin-dependent protein catabolic process
Cellular component (GO): cullin-RING ubiquitin ligase complex; nucleus
Molecular function (GO): cullin family protein binding; ubiquitin protein ligase activity; zinc ion binding
Source: RefSeq, a predicted model, not a curated record
AUGUCUUCCACACCUAUGGAUAUAGACUCUCCUGCAGAUAAUGCAGUUUCAACGGAAGUCAGCAAGGGAAAAGGCAAGGAAGAAAAGCCUCGUUUUGAAGUGAAGAAGUGGAAUGCUGUUGCACUUUGGGCUUGGGAUAUUGUGGUAGAUAACUGUGCAAUUUGCAGAAACCACAUUAUGGAUUUAUGUAUCGAAUGUCAAGCUAAUCAAGCAUCAGCUACCUCUGAGGAAUGCACAGUUGCUUGGGGUAUUUGUAAUCAUGCUUUCCAUUUCCAUUGUAUUUCACGUUGGUUGAAGAGUCGUCAAGUAUGCCCACUUGAUAACCGUGAAUGGGAAUGGCAAAAAUAUGGUCGAUAA